Scomber japonicus (chub mackerel) is the source of this 2772-nucleotide messenger RNA. RefSeq names its product CD82 molecule b (gene cd82b). The transcript has 9 exons. Gene Ontology annotation, cellular component: membrane. The coding region runs from base 113 to 883 and encodes 256 amino acids. NCBI's taxonomy places the organism in Eukaryota, Metazoa, Chordata, Actinopteri, Scombriformes, Scombridae. The record is from RefSeq and is a predicted model, not a curated record.
CACACAUACGUCUUGUUUCUCACCAGCAGAGACGGUUCAGUUACACAGCGAGCAAGACAGAAGACAAGCGACCACCGGCAGCCACUUUUUGAAGAAGACAAAAAGCGCAGCCAUGGCGAAAGGAUGCAUCACCGUCACAAAGUACUUCCUAUUUCUCUUCAACCUCCUCUUCUUUAUCUUUGGAGCACUGAUCAUGGGUUUUGGACUGUGGGUUCUCUUCGAUAACCAGAGUUUCAUUGCUGUUCUACAGGAAUCAUCAGACACAGUGAAAGUGGCUUCCUACAUACUCAUCGGAGUGGGUUCCUUGUCAAUGGCCAUGGGCUUCUUCGGCUGCAUCGGAGCCAUCUAUGAAAUUCGUUGUUUGCUGGGUCUGUACUUCACCUGCCUCCUGCUGAUCCUCAUCGCCCAGGUGACAGCUGGAGUCCUCAUUUACUUCCAGAGAGAUCGAUUGAAAAAUGAGAUGUCCACCAUCAUAAAGGGAAUGAUAAUCAACUACACAGGCCAGAACAGGACGACAGAGCACACCUGGGACUAUGUUCAGAAGACGAUGAAGUGCUGCGGAUGGUAUGGUCCAGGCAACUGGUCAGAGAACAUUAUGAUCAAGAACAGCUCCCAGUACCUCUACUCAUGCUCCUGUCGCAACGAGGACGUGCCUGGUAGUGAGGUCAAGUCUGUGGGCCUGUGUGAGCAUCUGUCCCCGGAAACACCUGUCUAUGAAACGGGCUGUAUAACCAGCGUGGAGAAAUGGCUCCUGGAAAACUGUGGAGUUAUUCUGGGAAUCUGUGUCGGUGUGGCAGUCGUGGAGCUACUCGGGAUGAUCCUCUCCAUGUGUCUGUGCAAGAGUGUCGUCCAGGAGGAUUAUAGCAAAGUACCAAAGUACUGAGCUGAAGACAGAUCUAGCUUCACACCACACACGGAUUGAUGGACUCUUUCUCUCGCUCUCCUUGUCUCACACUCUUAUGUACACACACACACAAAUUAAGACAGCUGUCUCCACCAUUUGAGCUUCUCCUGCCGUGACAGCUGUGCAAAUUUCUCACGCCCCAUAUGUCCCCUACACACACGCACACACACACAAACACACACCUUUCAAUCAAACUUGACACACUUGUUGGACAUAGUUCACAAGUUUACAUAGUUGUCUUAUCCUUUAUUCUGUUUUUAAGGAGAUACUUAUAAUUAUGUUUAUUUGAUAUGUUUUGGUCGAAACCUAUGCAAAUGUUCAUAUAAGAAAAGAUUCUUGGUGUAUUUUUGUUUUCCUUCGCUGACCUCAAUGAAGCGCUUAAUGUAGUAUUAGAGAGAGCACUUUAGUGACAUUUGGUGAGCUGAGAGCAGCAGCAUCUUCUGACUCCAGGGCAGGGAGAUGAGAGGGAGAUGGGAGGGUAUGGGUGGGUGUGUGGUAGAUGCUCAAAAGCAUUAAUCCCACUCUGUGAUCCUGCAGAUUUUAUUUUUGGUACAGAGGGUGGAGGAGAGGCCCCCGGGUGAGCCAGGGCAGGGCUGCUGUGGUGGAGGUUUUGGCUUCUGUCAUCAACUCCAUGUACCCAGCAGCCCUGAUAUUAGUUUACACCCACCUCCACCCCCCACCACCCCACUAUCCAUUAUCGUGUCUCUAAAUCACAUCUCUGUCUUGCUCUCGGGUGUGUCUGACUGGUAACCAGUGGCUUCCAAAAUGACUAGUUCAGCAUGAAGUAAGUGUGUGUAUGAUGUGUUGAGUGAAUAUUUUAUUUCUUUUUUUAGAUUCUCAUCAUGUCAUCUCUGGGGUUUUUUUACAAGUGUAUAUACAGUAUGUCUUUAGGGGAUUAUGGCACUUAUGUGCUUAGUCAGCGUUUUAUAUGGGAAAGCAGUCACCCACAGGCUCUUGUUUUAAGAGUCCUAUUGUUCUUCACUUCCUCUCUAUUGUUUAUGAUGUAUAGUAUGUGGCUGCCACAGCAGCUCGUCAGCACUAUUUGGUCUGAAUCAGAUUAAUUGGACCCGUUAGAGUGAAUCUGUCGUCACUCUUGAAGCUGUAGUUUAUUUGUUUUAGCAUCUAUCCCAAAGCAUGACUUUAUGAACAGAAGAUAACCUGUCAACUUUAUUUAAGGUCCUCACAACUGCCUUCAUUUUGAAAAAUGUUUUUUGCCAUCAUGGCAGUAACGUAAAAUGGCAGCUGUGUGACCACAGUGUAUUUUCUCCUUUCUGCAUGUCAUGUUUUCUGAGAAAGUUAUUUUAACUUGUUUAUUAUCGGUAACAAGAAUAGAGACAAACAUUGAAAGCUACUUCCUAUACCCAUGUGAGCAAUCAACUCAUGCUAUCUUUGCUAAAAUUGUUCUAGAAAAGUUUUAAAUGUUGCUUUGAGUUUCCUCACCCCACUUUUUAUCCAUCUCAUCAUCUCAGUCGUUCUUCAUUUCAAACACACUACUAUGGCUGAAUUUACAGCUAAUUAAGUGGGUAGCUGGCACUUUUAUGUGGUUUUGUAUUGUUGUCAUGCCAUUUCACACAAGUCCUUUCAAAUCAUGUUCAUCAUGUUGCAAUUACACCAGAGGGAGGAAACUGCCCAUUUAGAAAAAAAGAAAAGAAAAAGAAAAACUGUUGUGUCUGUCAGAGCUCCAAAUAGAAACAUUAAUUUAACUUUUUGAGAGAUGAAGGCUUUUGUUGUGUUUUAAAAAUAUUUUGUACACUUUUACAACAUGAUUAUGUUUAGUAUAAAAAUAAAUGUCCAUGGACCUUUUAAGCCAUGUUUGGAAAACAGAUUGUUUUUUUUAUUAUUGAGAACUAUUAAUAAAACUGAACCCA